Messenger RNA from Diabrotica virgifera virgifera (western corn rootworm), 7306 nucleotides. RefSeq names its product zinc finger protein ZFP2-like. Gene Ontology annotation, cellular component: nucleus. The transcript is spliced from 3 exons. The record is from RefSeq and is a predicted model, not a curated record. Gene Ontology annotation, molecular function: DNA-binding transcription activator activity, RNA polymerase II-specific; RNA polymerase II cis-regulatory region sequence-specific DNA binding. NCBI's taxonomy places the organism in Eukaryota, Metazoa, Arthropoda, Insecta, Coleoptera, Chrysomelidae. Gene Ontology annotation, biological process: regulation of transcription by RNA polymerase II. The coding region runs from base 2016 to 3824 and encodes 602 amino acids.
CGUUGUAAAUGAAAGUUGAAUAAAAAAGUUCAUUUUCCAGAAUUUCCCGAUUUUUCCGGUGAAUGAAAAUUAGCUAGUCGUUAAUAUUUCGUCGAGUUACCCCAAUUUAAAAAAUAAUGAAGGCUCUAGGUUCUCUGGAAGCGGAGUUAUUGUAAAAUUUUUCAAGCGCUCCAAUUUGAACUUUCAAUAUCAAAAUCUCGACGCGCGAAAGCGGACUCAGAGAUCCUUCCCCCACCACAUGGUCCCAGUUAAGUCAGCUUGAGUACCUUUAUUUUAAAGGGUUAUUACUCAUUUUAAAUAGAUGAUCUACUGUAGUUAUUAAUUGCAAUGUAAAAUAUAGAUGUCUAUUAUGAUUCUGUGCAAAUUUCGACUAUUAAUAUUUAUAAACAAUACAGAUAUGAUUUUUCAAAAAAAAAGUAUAACUUGGGUAUUAUUGGUCAUAGAAAGUUUACUUUUAGUUUUUAAGGUGUAGUUUACCAACUUAAAGUAAGAGUAAUUUGUAAUUUUUAGUACUAGAUUACUUUAUAAUUUAAUAAUCUUAUAUUAAAAAUGCGUAAAAAUGAUUAAAGACAAAAAAGUUAUGCGAUAAAAUAACGGUUGACCUACCCAAAACAAACGCAUGUGCCCGGUACUAGAAAUUCGCUAUGGAUAGAAUCGAUUUAUUUCUGGAAUAUAAAUAAACGUACCAGGAUUCGUUUUUCUAAAUAGUUUUUUUUUAAAUUUUCAAAUCGAUUUUUCUAGAAAACAGUGUAUCCUAUCGACUUAAAGCAAGAGUAGGUACCUUUUAGUACUACAAUACCUCACAAUUUAAUAAUCCAGCGUAAAAAAUGCUUAAAAAUUAAAGACAAAAAGUUAUGUGAUAAAAUAACCGUUACCCUACCCAAAACGGACGCCUAUGACCGGUACUAGAAAUUCGCAAUGGAUGGAAUCGUUUUAACUCUGGAAGAUAAAUGCGCGUACCAAUUUUUCGUUUUUUUUUUUAAUAGAGAAGCAUUCUGGGCGUAUUUAAGAAAAACUAACAAGACGCCAUAUUCAAAGAGCUCUAGCUCGCUUAGAAAGCAUUUUCGGACUGGGUCAAUUUGGUUAAAUUGUCUUAAAAUUAUCUGAAGAGUCUCCUGUCUUCGUUUGUCGGUAGAGUUUCUGGACACCCUGUAUAUUGUAUACCUACGUUGUAAAAGUAAUAAUCAUGUUACAAUAUCAAAAAAGUGUCCUUUUAUAAAAAACAAACAAGAUUAAAAUAAGUAUAAUGAUCGAACAAAAGACUGCUUUUUUAAAAGCAAAACAUUUAUGCGAACAAUCAUUUUCUAGUGUUAUGAAUCAAAAUUAUUUUUCUUUACUUGAAAAUAAUGAACAAGAAUUUCCUUUGCUUCCAAAAAUUAAUAAAAAUUCGUUCUCCACUCAGCUAGGCCCACAGACCUAUAAACCGUGCUCCCUAUUAUCUUCUCAAUUAUUAAAUAUGUAAUAAUUUACAUGCAUCGAUAAUAGGAGAGAAAAGGAAAACAAACUCUCCUAUCAAACAAUCUCCUAUUCAUAAAUCUGUCUUUCCCUUUACAUUUGGACCUGCCCAGCAUUUACCGGCUAAUCCACAUAAACCCAAUUAUAAGAAAGUUGAAAAUACAAAUCAGUUGACAAAAACUGAUUUAUAAUUAACCUCUUAUCUGAUUUUAUAAUUAAGCACUUAUCUUGAUGUAAUCGAGAAUAAAAAUCGGUAGGCAAUUAGAUAUUUUCGGUAUAUACAUUGCCGAAUCGGAUGAGCUGGCAUCGUAGUAGUAGCUGAUAUCGAUUUAAUAGCGCCAUCAUCCCCUAGAUCCUAGAUGCGCACUGGCACACGACACUGUAUAACUUGUCCUACUGUACAUAUAUUGCCAUGUGCUGAUUUGCUGAAUUUAUUGAUUUAUUCCUGUCUUUACUGCUCCAAAACCAGUGUUCAGAUCUGCUUUGGCUUGUAUAAUAUAAAAAAAAAAUUGUUAUAUUAGUAAUUUCGUUUUUUUUUUAAUACUAUAAUUUGGAAUGAAAUGGAAGUAAAACAAGAAUUUACUGAGGACACCUGUAAAGUGGAAAUAUUUUCUAAUAAGGUGUAUGGUGCUCUUUUAGAUAGCAACAAAACUGAUAUUAAAGAGGAGCCUAAUGAAGAAAGUACACGCAAUCCAUUUAAUUAUGUGGAUUUAAAUGAAUUCUCCUUAAAAACUUUAAUAGAAGAAGAUGAAAAUAAACUUAUGAUAUUUGAAGAAAAACAAACAAAUGAAAAGGAUAGCUGUAAAAGUGAAAUUAAAGAAGAACUUAAUGGAGAAAGUACACAUAAGCCAUUUAAUUAUGUGGAUAUAAAGGAAUUCUCCUUAAAGACUUCAAUAGAAGAUGAAAAUCAACUUAUGCUCUUUGGAGAAAAACAAACAAAUAAAAAGGACUUUCCCGAAUAUGUGGACACUUCGAAAAUUGAGAAAAUAGUAGAUGGACAUUCAUCUAAUAAAGGACAACCUAUGAGUCAACCUGCUGAAGAAAAAACAUUUAAAUGUGGAAUUUGUGCUAAGCAGUUUUCUAGAAAAGAAUAUUUAAAUCGUCAUGUGAAAAUUCACAUUGGGGAAAAACCUUACAAUUGUGAAAUUUGUCUUAAGCAGUUUGUUAGCAAACAUUAUUUAAAUCGUCAUAUAAAAAUUCAUACAGGGGAAAAUCCUUACAAGUGCGAAGUUUGUUUUAAGCAGUUUUCCCAGGCAUGUAAUUUGAAAGUUCAUAUGAGAGUUCAUACUGGAGAAAAGCCUUUUAAGUGUGACACUUGUUUUAAGCAGUUUGCUCAGAAAAUAUUUCUAAAAGAACACAUAAAAAUUCACACAGGGGAAAAACCUUACAAGUGCGAAAUUUGUUUUAAGCAGUUUAGUGUAGCAUUUAAUUUAAAAGUUCACUUAAGAGUGCACACUGCAGAAAAACCUUAUAAGUGUGAAAUUUGUUUUAAGCAGUUCAGUGAAGAAAGUAAAUUGAAAAUUCAUUGGAUAAUUCAUACUGGAGAAAAACCUCACGAGUGCGAAAUUUGUUUUAAGCAGUUUAUUCACAAAUGUGCUUUAAAUGAUCACAUGAAAGUUCACACUGGAGAAAAACCUACUAAGUGUGAAAUUUGUUCUAAGCAGUUUUCUCAGGCAAGUAGUUUGAGAACACAUAUGAAAAUUCACUCUGGUGAAGGUCGUAGCAUAUCUAAUGUCUGCUCUAAGCAGUUUUCUCGGGAAAGUAGUUUAAAACAACAUAUGAAACUGCACACGGGAUCAAGUACUCACAAAUGCAAAAUUUGUUUUAAACUGUUUUCCCAGUCAUGUAAUUUGAAAGUACAUAUGAGAGUUCAUACUGGAGAAAAGCCUUUUAAAUGCGAAACUUGUUUGAAGCUGUUUUCUCAGAAAAUAUUUUUAAAAGAACACGUAAAAAUUCACACAGGGGAAAAACCUUAUAAGUGCGAAAUUUGUUUCAAGCAGUUUAGUGCAGCAGCUAGUUUAAAAAUUCAUUCAAGAGUGCAUACUGGAGAAAAACCUUAUAAGUGUGAAAUUUGUUUUAGGCGGUUUAGUAGAGCAAGUAAAUUGAAAAUUCAUUCGAGAAUUCACACUGGAGAAAAACCUCAUAAGUGUGAAAUUUGUUUUAAGCCAUUUCCUCGGGCAAGUAGUUUAAAACAACAUAUGAAAAUGCACACGAGAUCAUCAUCAUUAACCUGUACGCGUCCACUGCUGAACACAGGUCUUCCUCAGCUCUUACCAUCUGUCUCUGUUUUGUGCGGCUUGCAUCCAGUUACUAAUAACACGCUUCAGGUCGUCAGUCCAUCUGAUUGGUGGGCGUCCACUGCUCCGUAGUGCUGCUUUUCAAGCCUUUCUUCUCAACUGAUCCACCCGUCUGAAAAACAUUUCUAAUUCGGUUUCUCUGCGGAUUCAUAUUUAAAAAUGUCCCCUUUAAACAAAUCUGAAGGGUGCCGGACGGAAGUAAUUUCUAAUAAAUAAUAUUUUUUAUAUUUGUUUGAUAAUUUAUUUAGUUAAGUAAUUCAUAAUUUAGUAUUAUAAUGUAUUUUUUUGGUAAUUACUUCUUCUAUAAUAUUAUAUAAUAAAUUUUUCUGCAGCUCUAUACUUAAUUCAGGAGCUAUUUUGCUAUAUAUUGUUCAAGUUCCUCAUUUUUUUAGGGGGAGAAUAGGAAUCACCCGGUACUCUCUCCAACUAUCUGAAAUAUUUUCUGAUAGCCAUAUUCGAAUAAAAAAUUUUAAUAGUGUUUUUUUUUCUAUUUUGAUAUAAAUUUGCCAACAUAAUAUAAGGUAUAUUCCUAUUCCUGGCGAAGUAUUUUUCUUAUUCUUAAGACUUAUUUCUAAUUCAUACAAACUAAAUGACACUGAAAGUGGAUAAUAUUGUGUAGUGGAUAACACUGGACAUAAUUUUCUUAAAAACGCAUCAACUCAUUCUCCUUUGGUCACUGGAUUUACUUGUGGUUUACAAUGGAUUUGACUAGACUAUGUCCCGCAGACAUCCUGACAAUGCAGAUGCUUUGUUGAUCUGACUCCUCAGGUCCUUUACUGGGCCACAAUUUAACUUCCAAAAAUAAUUUUAUUAACGUUUCGACUUCCAAUUCGGACGUCGUUGUCAAAAUACAAAAUAUUAAUUUAUUUUUGUAUUUUGACAACGACGUCUGAAUUGGAAGUCGAAACGUUAAUAAAAUUAUUUUUUUAAGUUAAAUUGUGGCUUAUUUCCCAUUUAGAAUAGUUAAUAUUCGUUUAAUUUAUUAAAAAAUUGUUGAAAUUGUUAAAAAUAAGAAAGACGAAGAGAAUUUUUUUUUAUUUAAAUUUGUGGCUAAAAAUCACCAUAAAUUAUAAAAUUCUCCUCGAGACUAUUAAAAAACUUUUUCCGUUCAUUUACUGUGAUUUUAUUUGGUUUUACUGUAAAACCAUGUAAAACUUUUACAUAAUAUAUAGAAUAAAUGGUUAACUUUUUAGCAGUUUGAAUUUUAAUUGAUAUACUCUUGCACAUUACGCGAUUGAUUUGAUGAAAAGUAGGACUAUUGCAAAAUUUAAUUAAUUUUUUGCAGACUACAACUGAAACUAAACGAAUAAUGCAGAAAACACAAAAAAUCGCCGAUAUAAUCAAAUUAACCUAUGAAAUGCCAAUAGUGACAAAAUUUCAUAAAUGUCAAUAGUGUUAAAAUUUUAUAACAGUGGAGUAAACUUGCCUGCCGUUGGACGAAUUACAAACAAGCGUUACGACGCGGUAAAUUUAAAUUACUCCUCCUGGUUUAAAAACAGAGUAUAGUAGUGCCGUGAGAGCUUCGAGAUUAACCUCCUUUUUAUUUGACGUUUAUAUGACGUGUACAAUAUAUUAAAAGCCAUUGAGAUUUAAAACUUACGCAAUACCGUUGAUAUUUUAAAUACCGUUGAAAUAUAGGUAAACGUUGACUUGUAAUAUUGUUUUUCAUUUAUUAAACCCUUGAGUUUUGUAAUAUUAACAUUUAGUAAGAACAUCUGGACAGAUAUAUGGGAAGCCGCAUUUUUUAUUUUAAUAAAUAAUAGUAGUAGGCCCAGAAAGUUUUAGUACGGCUCUGUAAGCUUAACCAAAGGAUCGUUCGGCCUCCGCCCGCAUCCACCACUGGUGAAUUACCAAUUUCGUACUUUGCCGGUUUACUUCCUUAGAUCAAAGCGCCGACAGAAGUGGUUUUACUGUGGAACCUCUAUACUGUGACUGAGCACGUGCCCAGGGCCCCGUUGUCGAUUGGGGUACCCUAGUUCCUACUCGAUUACUAAACGAUAUAUAUUUUAGUCACUAGUAUGCAGUUAUGGGCUGGAGAGGGAUAAAUUUGAUUACUUCGAAUCGUCCACCAAAUGUAUAGUGAUAUUAUAACACUUUGUAAUAAAAUAUGUUUUACGCUUAGUUUUGUAUAAUUGUAUUAAUGUUUUUACUCGUAUAAAUACCCUUAAAAGACUACGAACAAUAAGUAAACAUGACAUUGAACUCGACGUGUUCUUGUUACAAGUUGAUGGGUAUAAAUAUAGAAUACACCCAUACCUCGCUAUACGGCCGCUCUGUAUACGGCAUUUCGCUAUAACGGCCCUGUUCAAUUACGGCACAGUUUCGAUUUACUCGAUGCACACUCUUUUCUAUUUCCACUUGUUUAUGCAUAAUUUGAAAAUAAAAUGAGAUGAGGGCGCAUCCAAGGAAUAUCUUAACAUUUUAAAGUUAAUUAUAGAAAAAGGUGGUUAUAAACCUGAACAAGUGUUUAACGUAGACAAAACAGGACUUGGAAGCAAAUGCCUAAUCGCACGUACAUUUCAAAACCCGAAAAAUCUGCGCCUGGUUAUAAAUAUUCUAAAGAACGAUUAACUUUGCUACUUGGUGCAAAUGCCACUGGUGAUGUUAAGCUAAAACCACUUCUAAUUUGUCCAAAAAUCCAAGGCCUAUUAGAGGACUAAAUAAAAAUCAUUUACCCUUUAUAUGGAGAUACAACAAGAAUAUAAUACAAUAAUCUACAAGUUUGUAGAUUAUUUUUGGUUUUUGGAAUCUAUUAUUAUUUUAUAAGUAUACCAGUGCAUGUGCUUUUUUGUAUGUAUUUUUGAUUUAAAUAAAAUAAACAGUUAGAAUGCAUUUUUAACGACAAACCAUUUAAUAUAUUUAACAAAUUUGGAACCGAUCCCAUUAAAUUUUUAUGAAUUUGUAUUAGAAUAAUUGAUUCGUUAUACGGCAUUUCGCUUUGCGGCCAUGUUUCGUGGAACGUAUCUAGGCCGUAAAGCGAGGUAUGGGUGUAGUUCAAAGGCAGCGAAUCUGUAUUUAUUAUUGUACCUAGUUAGAUUUCUUUUCAUGAGCAUUUUUCAGUGCGUCACAAAUGAUAGAAAAAAAGGUAAGUCCGUGAUAAUAUACAUUUUAGUGACAUGACAUUUUAGUUAAAUCUGACAGUUGUCACAUUUUAUUUGCAAUUUGACAUAAAAUCAAAUCAAUUGUGUUUAUUGCAUUUAUAAAAUGGUAUUUUCUUUGAUUUGUAUUGUCUUAUAAAUUGUACAGAUUAUAUUCGUAGAUAUAUUAUAUAAUUCGUAAAUAUUUUUUUCGAUUAUGGCGCCAUCUAUUGACAACUAGAAUAAAUGUUAUAAAUGUCACUGACGAAAUGUAAUCACCGACGUGCGUUUUUUUCUGUCACAUGCAAUUUAAUGCGUUAGAAAGAAAUCGAAAAACUGUGACGCACUGAAAGAUCCUCAUGAGAAAAAGCAUAGUAAGUACUAACGUUUAGGGUAGGCUGCGAUAUUAUUGUAAACAAGUUGUUAUGAUUUACCCAUCGAUAUGGUGAACUGAAAAUAUAUGUAUUUGAACAGAAA